Molecule: messenger RNA, 963 nt
Organism: Closterium sp. Yama58-4
Lineage: Eukaryota; Viridiplantae; Streptophyta; Zygnematophyceae; Desmidiales; Closteriaceae
Source: the annotation of a GenBank genome assembly
AUGUCACUGCCGCGUCGCCCGUUGGGUCGCACGGGAUUGAACCUGUCGAUCGUGAGCUUCGGCGCGUCGCCACUGGGGAGCGUGUUCGAGGAGAUCGACGAGGAGGAGGGCGUGCGGGCCGUGCACGAAGCGGUGAAACUCGGAAUCAACCUGUUCGACGUCUCGCCAUUUUAUGGGUCAACUCGGGCUGAGACGGUACUAGGGCGGGCCAUCGCCACAUUGCCUUGCCCGCGGGAGGACGUAGUGAUCGCCACCAAGGUGGGGCGGUACGGCCAGGACGAGUUUGAUUUCAGUGCGGAUCGGAUCAGGAGGAGCGUGGAGGAGAGCUGCCAACGCCUGCAGACGCCUUACCUGGACAUUGUUCAGUGCCACGAUAUCGAGUUUGGAAGUUUGGAUCAGAUCGUGAAUGAGACAAUUCCUGCCCUCCAGGAGCUGAAAGCGGCCGGCAAGAUCCGAUUCAUCGGCAUCACGGGCCUCCCUCUCUCCGUCUACCGAUCCGUUCUUCCCCGCGUGCCGCCCGGCUCGCUCGAUCUCAUCCUCUCCUACUGCCACUAUUCCCUCAACGACACGACACUUGAGCCGCUGCUGCCGUGGCUGCAGCAGCUGGGCGUGGGGGUGAUCAGUGCUUCGCCCUUUUCCAUGGGCCUGCUCACCCCCCAGGGUCCCCCUUCCUGGCACCCAGCACCACAACCACUCAAGGAUGCAUGCAAGGCGGCUGCACUGGCCUGUCAGCAGCGGGGAGCAUCGCUGCCACGACUGGCCCUUCAGUUCGCAACGCUCAACCCAGCCAUCAGCACGACGCUCGUGGGCAUGUGCACGGUGCAGCAGGUGCGGGAGAAUGUGGCGGCGGUGAUUGAAGCAGCAGAGCGUGGCAUUGAUGAGGCGAUGCUGAAAGAAGUGGAAGCUAUUCUGGCGCCUCAUAAGGAUACCACCUGGCCUAGUGGUCGACCCGAGAACAACUGA